AUGCAACCCUCUUAUUGUGUGAAGGAAAAUAAACCCUGUGUGGGUUGGGUUCAAAACUACUUCAGUGACUGUCUCUGCAAUUUGAAUGAUGAUAUCUCAUUCACUUUAGGUUUCAUCAGUUUACUUUGUUGGGGUGCUGCUGAAAUUCCUCAGCUUAUUACUAAUUUUCGUGCUAAGUCUAGUCAUGGUGUUUCUCUUGUUUUUCUUCUCACUUGGGUUGCUGGAGAUAUUUUCAACUUGGUGGGUUGUAUUCUAGAACCAGCUACGUUGCCAACCCAAUACUACACAGCUCUGCUUUACACAAUCACAACCAUUGUAUUAGUAUUGCAAAGCUUAUAUUAUGACUACAUCUAUAAAUGCCGCAACCGUCGUCAAAAAAUCAACAUCGAAGAGGCUUAUGAGGAAGAGAAAAAACCAUUGAAACCAAAACAAGCACUUGAGUCAGGGAUUCCAAUAAGAAGUGGCAAACACAGAUCAGUUCCUAGUAAACCAGAGUAUUACUAUGGAUCAGCAAGAUCAUUGGCCGGUAAUAUGACUCCGCCGUCUCGAACAUACUUGAGAGUUGCUAAAAGUGGACCAUCAGCAAUGGGAUUAAAUGAAGAUUCAUCUUCCGACGACGAGGCACAUGCACCUCCUACAACCCAACCCAGACUAAUCCCUCGUUCCGCGGGAAGCUAUGGAACAUUUCUAGCAACAUCAAUUAGCUUGCCCCUGCAGGGUAAUGCUUUGAAAGUGGGAUACAUAGCACUAACCGGAAGAAAACUACUCUCCCAAGAACAUGCAACACAUCACAGUGCAUUGGGUCAAUGGUUGGGAUGGCUCAUGGCUGCUAUCUAUUGCGGCGGUCGAAUACCUCAAAUAUGGUUAAAUAUUAAAAGAGGGAGUGUUGAGGGGUUAAAUCCUUUCAUGUUCAUCUUUGCGCUGGUUGCCAAUACCACUUAUGUGGGAAGUAUUCUUGUAAGAACUACAGAAUGGGAGAGUAUCAAAGCUAAUAUGCCAUGGUUAUUGGAUGCAGUAGUUUGCGUUGCAUUGGACCUAUUUAUAAUAUUGCAGUACAUCAAUUACAGAUACAAUCGGAAGACAACUGCAAAUGAUGAUUAUGGUAACUAUGAAAACCACAAAGUGAGAAAAAGUAUUGUUUCUUGA
Messenger RNA from Lathyrus sativus (Indian pea), 1146 nucleotides. NCBI's taxonomy places the organism in Eukaryota, Viridiplantae, Streptophyta, Magnoliopsida, Fabales, Fabaceae. The record is from the annotation of a GenBank genome assembly.